AAUUUUAAAUCCGGUCUACAGCAAAACCGCUACCUGAAGUAGCGGUUUUUACUAAUAAACCGCUACUUCAGGUAGCGGUUUCUUUUUAAUAAACCGCUACUUCAAGUAGCGGUUUUUGUUUAAUAAACCGCUACUUCAAGUAGCGGUUUUCUAGCAGGUAUAAUUUCCUGAUUUCACUUUCCUCUUUCAUUUUCGUCUUCUCACCAAAAUCCCAUCCACGCCGUCCACCAAAAUCACACCUCCUUCAACGGAAGCCGGCGCAACCAAGGAAUCCACCGACGCCGCCGGAGCAUUCCUCAGCAACGAAGGCCGCCGCUGUUGACGCCGAGGGUUCGACUUUAGUGGUCGGCUUCGCUAAUUUCAGAAGAAACGUGCUGAUCUUCUUGUUUGUGAAUGAAACAUGGAGGUUCCGAACUACCCUCUAUAUUGCUAUUGGGGUGGAGAAAUUGUCCACAAAGAUAGCGAUAUAACGUAUAGGGGUGGGAAUCAAAAAUUUGUGUUUGUACAUUCUGCGAUGACAUAUUCACAAGUUCUGAACAAGCUAUAUGAAGAAUUGAGUGUUGAUCCUGGAGGUGUGGAGUUGAAGGUGUUUAUGCGUUAUCCUAUGGCUGGGGCAUAUGUUGCAAUUCCGUUAAAUGACGACAACGCUGUUAGAGCUAUGUGGAUUGCUGUGACUCAGAGUUCUUCUGUUGCAAUGCAAUUGUUCAUUGAACAAGUUCCAAAGGAGCCAGUUGUGCAAACUAACACUGGUUCCUUUCCGGGGAUGGAUUUUUUUGGUAGUGUGGAUCAACCGUUUUCCACUGGUGUUCAAAGUGUGGGCAUAGGGUCAUUCACAAGAAUGCUUGUUGAUCCACAUUAUGUCAAUGACCAUCUCUCACAGUUUAGGUCUCCGGCCUCAUCGCCUAAUGUUGGAACCUCGACAAGCACACAACCACAAGGCAUUCGUGAUUCUCUUGACCCAAACAAUGUUGAUGUAUUUGGCGAUGCAGAGAUGAAUGACACUGAUGAAGAUGAUGAUGAAGAGGUAAUUGAAGCUCGUGAUAAGGCAAUUAAAGGAAGCGCCCCCACUUCAGACUUCAAUGAAGUGGCGCAAGUUGAUCCUCGUUUGAAUAACUCAUGGAUGUCUUGGUUAGGAAAUGAGACAUAUAACAAUGGGGGAGAGUGGCGAUGCUGUGUCACUCUACUACUUGUCGUUCCUUCGAGACUGGGAGACAGCUUCGACCUACAGCUGGGGGAGUGCGACUCUUGGUUUUUUGUAUCGGCAGCUAUGUCGAGCAUGUCAGCGAGAUUCAAGACAGAUUGGAGGCUCGCUCAUCCUACUACAGUUGUGGUCGUGGGAGCAUAUUACUAUUGGCCGACCAUACAUUAGGAGGCCUCGAGAUCCGCCACAGGAGGACCCUGAGGCUGAGGAUGAGGAUGACAUUUUGGGGACUCAGCAUCAGCGAGGUGUUGACCCUUUGGCGUGCAGGUGGUUACGUGUCCAUCUAUCAUGUGCGCAUACUGCUUCUGGACUACCAUACUACAGAGAUGCGUUUGACCAUCAGCGCGAGGACCAGAUGAUUUGGCAGCCAUAUACUGAGGCGGUGAUGGAUCGACUUCCGGAGAUUUGUCGCUCAGACAUGCACAUUUGGCGUUCACGGGCACCUCUGAUAUGCUUUGACGUCGUUGAGUUCCACCUCCUAGACCGAGUCCUUCGUCAGUUCGGGUUAGACCAGCCGAUCCCACAGGAUGUAGACACGGACGUUGCUCUACACAUGAAGGAUCGAAGGGGACAGCGUAAUUGGGAGAUUCGGCAUUCGGACCAUGUACACGAGUGGAGUCGACAAGAGGCAUUAGUCG
Chenopodium quinoa (quinoa) is the source of this 1839-nucleotide messenger RNA. RefSeq lists its product as uncharacterized. The record is from RefSeq and is a predicted model, not a curated record. The transcript is spliced from 4 exons. NCBI's taxonomy places the organism in Eukaryota, Viridiplantae, Streptophyta, Magnoliopsida, Caryophyllales, Amaranthaceae. The coding region runs from base 401 to 1369 and encodes 322 amino acids.